Molecule: messenger RNA, 1190 nt
Organism: Meloidogyne enterolobii
Lineage: Eukaryota; Metazoa; Nematoda; Chromadorea; Rhabditida; Meloidogynidae
Source: the annotation of a GenBank genome assembly
UAAAAAUGAAUAGUUUAAAAAAUAAUUCAUCGAUCCACCACCAUGAAUCUGCUUCUCGGAGAAAAUUCACACCAAUACAACAGAAAAAAGGAGGACACGAACAUGGAGUUAGACAAUUAAAUGGUCAUAUUAAUGGUGCUAGAACUGACAUGAAGACAAAUAAAAAGAAUAAUAAAAUAUCUGACGGAAAAGACACAACAUCAAUUCUUACAAAAAAGAGAAGAUUUGGAAGAGAAAAUUGUGAUGAUAUACAUUUUGUGGAAAAUAAAAACAACAAAUUACCAAAGCAAGAGAUUAAAGAAGAAAUUAAAAAUGUUGUUGAGACACCUCCUACAGCAAAUUCAAAAAAAGACCAAAAUAAUUUCCCAAAAGUUUUUUCAUCACUUCCAACAUCUUCAAAACAUUUGGACAAAAAUUCUUCUUCUUCAACUUCAAGAUAUUUUACUGCUCUUCGAAAAAAUUCAAAACAACAGAAUAAAUCUGUUUAUUUUGCUGAUCAAAAUAAAAUGGAACCUUGGGUUAAACGGAAAUUUUAUAUUGUUGAAAAUGCUGGUAUUCCAACAGAAAUCUAUUGCACCGAUUUUAUUCGCAAAAUAAAACAUCAAGGAGAAAAUAGUCACCACCAUAAAUUAGACGAUUUACAUCACAAUAAUAAUUCAAAUACUUUACUUAGAAUUACAGACAAAUGGAGAGAAGAAUGGAGUACUAAUGGAGUUCAAAUGCCUUUGGGUUACAGACAAGAAAAAUAUCAAUUUGAAAAUACUAAUAUUCUUUUGGAUGAUGUUGAGGAUGAAGUGGGGAAUGAUAAAAAGAGUGGUGACAAGAAGCCUUUUACUCUUCCAAAGAGAAUGAUAGCAACAUAUCCGUCAAAAUAUGUAAAAGAAUUUUCAAAAGAUUACCAACUCAUUCCAAGACUUAAUAAUGAACAAGUUCAACUUGAUUACAAACCUUUAAGACUCAUGCGACUGGAUUAUGAAAAGUCUCGCAACCUUUGCUACAUGAUAACCAGAAGAGAAAAGUUGAAGAAAACUGCUUUAGAAUUAUUCCAUGAACAAUUUAAUAUGGCUGCUUCAAACAUUUUUUGCAAAAAUUCUGUUGUCCCAAUUAGUAAAAGACAAAUGGAUAAAUUACUUGAUGAAAUGAAGAAUUCGGUGGAGUUUGCACCUUCAACAUCAACCUCUCAAGAAUAG